This is a messenger RNA of Gaeumannomyces tritici R3-111a-1, 1030 nucleotides long. RefSeq lists its product as hypothetical. The record is from RefSeq and is a predicted model, not a curated record. Bases 157 to 573 code for a protein of 138 amino acids. Gene Ontology annotation, molecular function: carbon-sulfur lyase activity. Lineage: Eukaryota; Fungi; Ascomycota; Sordariomycetes; Magnaporthales; Magnaporthaceae. The transcript has 4 exons.
GCCAUCUCGACACCGACAGCAAAUCGUAUCGACAGCAACACCACAACGACCAUCUUCACGACAUCCACAGCAAGUGUGAAUCUAGAUUUACAGAUUCAGUAGUACAAGCACAGGGAACACCAGACUUUCCGCUUCUGGACCACCAGCUUGCCCAAAAUGGUUCUCACCGGACACUGCCUCUGCAAGGCCGUCACGUACAAGGUCGAUGUGGAUGCGCCCAUAAUUACCGGAUACGACCAUUGUGACGACUGCCAGCGCCAGACCGGCUCGACUUAUUCACUCGUCGUCGUCGUGCCCAAGGACAAGCUCACCAUCGACGGCCCGACCAAAUCGUGGGCAGGCAAGGGCAGCUCAGGCAAGGCCGUCCACCGCAUCUUCUGCAGCGAGUGUGGCUCGCCUAUUGCCCACGACCCUGAUGCUGUCCCGGAGAUUAUUGCUCUCAAGGGCGGCACUCUCGACGCGGAGAUCAAGAAGACCCUCAAGCCUGACACCGAGAUUUGGACUGUCGGCAAGCUUCCCUUUUGCCAAGAGAGCCUGGCCAAGCCCUUCACGCACAUGCCCAAGGAAGGAUAGAUAACCGUCCGGUAGAGGGUAUCAUGGCCGAAUUUGUUUGUUUGGAGAUGAUGGCAUAUGAGAGAUUGCAUAGUUUCAGCAGCGACGGCAGAUCACGAGGAGGAAUCACAUCAAGCAAACAAACAAUCAAACCAGAUGAUAAGCAUCUUGUUGCAAAUUUUAGGGAUAUUCAAGGCAUAGUGAAAAGCCAUGAUCACCUGAGAACUCUUUGUCACUGGUUUACUGAUGAACGGAGUGAGAAGCAAAAGUUCCAAAGACCACCAUAAGGUGCGGGUGUGGGCAGACACGCAAGAAGGGAGACACCGAUGGAUAGAAAAGGAGAAGCAACUACAGCACAGAUCUAGUCGCAAGUGCCCAGAAACCCAGUGAAACCAGUACCCGGCUCUUUCCCGUCCUCAACCCCGCGGCUGCCCUCGACACCGAAGGGGAAUCACCGGUUGUGGUCCCAACCCCCGAG